CCUAGGAUUGUCGAGAUCGCUUGCCGUGGAUCAGCAAUUUUAUUCGCAUCCCAUAUUUUUAAAGAAAAAAAAAUCCGUUCGCCGUUGUUCUUUCACUACCAUCAAAACACUGAAGCAAAAGUCUCGUCAAAGUAUGCAUUAUAUUUUUUGCCAAAUAUGAUCUCUAAUUGAAAGUUUAUUUUUGAUUUUGGAUGAAUCUGUGGAACUUAUGUUGUAAGAAGAAAGGGAGAACGAGACACGAUGAAAGAGAAGUCCAAAAAUGCUGCCCGGACUAGGAGGGAGAAGGAAAACAGUGAAUUUUAUGAACUGGCUAAAUUAUUGCCUUUGCCCUCAGCUAUCACCUCGCAGCUGGACAAAGCAUCCAUAAUCAGACUCACCACCAGCUAUCUCAAAAUGAGAGUAGUGUUCCCAGAAGGGCUUGGCGAGGCGUGGGGCCACUCGAGUAGGACCAGCCCUCUGGACAACGUCGGCCGCGAACUGGGCUCGCACCUGCUCCAGACCCUGGAUGGUUUCAUCUUUGUGGUGGCCCCAGAUGGGAAGAUCAUGUACAUCUCUGAGACAGCCUCAGUCCACCUGGGUCUUUCUCAGGUAGAGCUGACCGGGAACAGCAUUUACGAAUACAUCCACCCGGCGGACCACGACGAGAUGACAGCGGUGCUCACGGCCCACCAGCCCUACCACUCUCACUUCGUCCAGGAGUACGAGAUCGAGCGCUCCUUCUUCUUGAGGAUGAAGUGCGUCUUGGCCAAGAGGAACGCGGGCCUCACCUGCGGCGGCUACAAGGUCAUUCACUGCAGCGGCUACCUGAAGAUCCGCCAGUACAGCCUGGACAUGUCCCCUUUCGAUGGCUGCUACCAGAACGUGGGCCUGGUGGCCGUGGGCCACUCGCUGCCUCCUAGCGCCGUCACGGAGAUCAAACUGCACAGCAACAUGUUCAUGUUCCGCGCCAGCCUGGACAUGAAGCUCAUCUUCCUGGACUCCAGAGUGGCGGAGCUGACAGGGUACGAACCUCAGGACCUGAUUGAGAAGACUCUGUACCACCACGUUCACGGCUGCGACACCUUCCACCUGCGCUGCGCCCACCACCUGCUGCUGGUAAAGGGGCAGGUGACCACCAAAUACUACCGGUUCCUGGCGAAGCACGGCGGCUGGGUGUGGGUGCAGAGCUAUGCGACCAUCGUGCACAACAGUCGCUCGUCCAGGCCGCACUGCAUCGUCAGCGUCAACUACGUCCUCACGGACACGGAAUACAAAGGGCUGCAGCUCUCCCUGGAUCAGAUCGCAGCCUCCAAACCAGCCUUCUCCUAUGCAGGCAGCUCCACUCCUGCCCUGACUGACAGCAGGAAGGGGGCCAAGUCAAGGCUCUCCAGCUCCAAGUCCAAAUCCAGGACUUCCCCAUACCCUCAGUACUCCGGAUUUCCCACGGAAAGAUCGGAAUCAGAUCACGAAAGCCAGUGGGGCGGCAGUCCCCUGACGGACGCGGCCUCCCCGCAGCUCCUGGACCCCGCGGACCGGCCGGGCUCCCAGCACGACGCGUCGUGCGCCUACAGGCAGUUCUCGGACCGCGGCUCCCUCUGCUACGGCUUCGCGCUCGACCACUCCAGGCUGGUGGAGGAGAGGCAUUUCCACACCCAGGCCUGCGAGGGCGGCCGGUGUGAGGCAGGCAGGUACUUCUUGGGAGCGCCGCAGGCGGGGAGGGAGCCCUGGUGGGGCUCUCGCGCAGCCUUGCCCCUGACCAAGGCCUCCCCGGAGAGCAGAGAAGCCUAUGAGAGCAGCAUGCCUCACAUCGCCUCGGUGCACAGGAUCCACGGGCGAGGUCAUUGGGAUGAAGAGAGUGUGGUCAGUUCUCCAGACCCUGGGUCUGCCAGCGAAUCAGGUGACCGAUACCGCACUGAGCAGUUUCAGAGUAGCCCGCAUGAACCUAGCAAAAUCGAAACUCUGAUAAGAGCCACCCAGCAAAUGAUUAAAGAAGAGGAGAACAGAUUGCAGCUAAGGAAAGCACCCCCAGACCAACUGGCUUCCAUUAACGGAGCUGGGAAAAAACACUCCCUCUGUUUUGCAAACUACCAGCAGCCCCCACCGACAGGCGAAGUCUGCCACAGCUCAGCUCUUGCCAACACUUCACCAUGUGACCACAUCCAGCAGAGAGAGGGAAAGAUGCUGAGCCCCCAUGAAAAUGACUAUGACAACAGUCCCACAGCGCUGUCUCGGAUAAGUAGUCCCAAUUCAGAUCGCAUUUCCAAAUCCAGUUUGAUCCUAGCUAAAGAUUAUCUGCAUUCUGAUAUGUCUCCCCAUCAGACACCAGGAGACCAUCCUGCCAUCUCUCCAAACUGCUUUGGCUCUCACCGGCAGUAUUUUGACAAGCAUGCUUACACGUUAACUGGAUAUGCCCUGGAGCACUUAUAUGACAGCGAAACCAUUAGAAACUAUUCCUUGGGCUGUAAUGGCUCACACUUUGAUGUAACUUCCCAUCUAAGGAUGCAGCCGGAUCCAGCCCAAGGACAUAAGGGAACAUCUGUUAUAAUAACCAAUGGAAGCUGAUGUUUUUUUCUAAAAUGUUUUGUUCUUUAAGGAUCUCUGAAACAUAUUUAUCAUUUAAUGCCCCACUACCAGCAUUUACAAUGCCACAGAUUGUUAGAAUGGAUAAUUUAAGUUACUGGGUAUUUGGCAUAUGUUCUUGUGAAAUCAAAGACAGAGCACUGGCAUUCAGGGUUAUACACAGAUAAUGGAGCUAAAGUGAAUACACAGAUUUGCCCCUCUAUUUAUAUGGGAAACAGAAUAAAUUUUAAUUGAAAAAUACCCGUGUAGAUUAAGUGAGCAUAUAUACCACAUGAAAGGACAGAUGGAUGACAAUGCAUUAUAAUGAUCCAGUGAACUUCAUGCACACAGACCACUAUCCACAAUCUGCUGUAUAUACUUCACAUACUGACUGUAUUUCAUAAGUACACCCCAAGUGGGUAACUUUCCUUAACCCUAGCACAUAGAACAUUGGAAAGAAAUUUCUAUUCCCAAAUAACUAAGAAAGAGGGAGAUACAUCUCAUAAACUAGUUUUUAUUUGUGGUUUCAACCAUCCAAAUUAUUUGAUUUAGGCAUAAAUUAAGGAAAUGGCUCUGAAUCUAAUACAAGAAUGAGUUUUCACCUGGUAUCCAUUAUAAGCAAUCAGGAAGUGUGAUUUUGCACCUUACUUGUGAGUUCGACAAAGAACAGGAUCACAUUGACAAAGCUUUAAGGGUUUUUCUAAGUAAAAACACUGAGUGUUGGGACACACAUCAAAAGCCUGGUGUGCCCUAUUGGAAAUAGGUUAGUAAAGAUGGACAAGACCAGAAGCAGAGGAAAAGGAAAUGAUAUCUCAAAACAAACAAGUGUCAGCAGAUGUAAUCAACAUAUUGGAAGCUUAUAAAACUAACCAAAUAAAAACUCAAACUAACUCACCAGGAAAAAAGGCUGCUAAGUGAAAAAAAAAAAAGCCAACAGAAAAACUAAGGAAAACCAGUGAAGUACUACAUGACAGCAGUAUAGUUGUUUGAAGUGUUUGAACACAUGUCAAUGCACAGAUGUGCAAAUGUGACACGUGGAAAGCCUCAGGAGAGAGUCUAAGAUAAAAGCUUGGGCUGAUGGACAAGUGGCUAAAAGGGCAAGAGCAGUUCUCUGAAGGAGCAGGCAAAGUGUUCAUUUUCCAUAUUGUUUAUAAACAGCAAAAACAAACUUGGUCUUAGGUUCAUGGAUAUAGUAGAAGAUGUGGACUAGAUGUCGAGAUCUCUGAGUUCCAGCUCUGACCCUGCAGAUAACUUAUUUUGGGAGCAUUCACCAUGCCUGGGCCCCAGUUUCUUUAUCUGUAUGGCAGCUCUUAAGUUCCAAGUUUCUGUGGUUCAUUGGAACUGAACUUGUCAACCAGUUAAUAACCAUCUGAUGUGAGUUAUCAAGGCUCAUCUUUCUGGCUUUUCUGCACUCAGAGAGAGGUCUAGAUGCUUUGAAACUCGAGCAGGUCUAUGGGCUCUUUUAGACAUGUUAUAGCUACAGUCAACUUUCUAGUUCAGCCAAGGUAUAGAUGGUAGAAACUGAGGGAGAAGUAAUAUAAAUAAUAUUUAUUUAAUGCACCAUUCUCUAGUAAUCAAAGCAAGGUGACAUAAGUGAUUAGAGAAAUUUCAUAGAAAAUAUUUCCUAAGAGUCCCUUGCCUAAAACUCAUGUGAUAUGGAAGUGGGUGGGGUAUAUUGGAAGAACUUACUUAUCAUUUUGAAGGCAGAACAUGAUUUUGAGCACUCAGGGAUUGGUACUAUAUCUUCAUCUUUUAACACAGUUAUUUGAAAGUCCAGAGGCAGGUGACAAUCUGAAUGAUGGUAAUCUGAGAUGAAUACUGUUUGUAUAUGAGAAAGGAGGCUACAUAAAAUUAAAUAGUUCUUAAACAGCAAUAUUUGUGCUAAUGAAAAAGGUGCAAGUGAGUGAGACAGUCAGUGUAUACUUUAAAAAAUGUUCAAAGAAUAAUAAAAACUAAAAAUUGAACUAUACAAGCUCUGGAACACUUAAACUGAAUUUUUGAUCAAUUUGCAACAUAAGUACGGUUUUAGGAAUGCUAAAGUUUUUGUUGAAUUCUGUAGAUGGACAAAUGGUUCAAAGGUACACAUAGCUCAAGAAUAUGGUGCAUUUUGGAAAAUAAAUCUAUACAGGUGGGUGUUACUGAUGGAUACAUGUUCUACCAAAAGUGCUCUAAGGACAGAUGUUAUCAAUAUAAAAGGAAUGGAAUCUCAAGAAUCAAGAAAAAUGAACUGAAAUGAAAGAAAACACUGUCAAAGAAAUUUCAGUGUGAUUUUUACAAGAAAGAAAGUUAAUUGAUGAAAGAAAAUAUGAACUCUACAAAUAGGGGGUACUCAGAAAGAGUAAUGCACUUUAAAAUGGUUAUAACUAAUAUUUUUAAGUGAAGACAGAAUUAACUGAAUUACAUCUUGACUAAAUUUUUGCUAGAUUGAUCCAGUUUUACAUAACCCAUUUGUAUAAUUUACAGGUCAAAAAUUUUAUGGUAGCAGCUUUAUAACAUAAUACCUAUAUGUGUAUAUGUAUGUUCCCAUUUAAAACUAAACUUAAAUUGGAAUUAGUUUUAAAAUUUGAUUUUCAUAACUUUGUUAAAUGCUGAGAAUUGGUUGAAAUAGAGAGAGAAGUACGAUUUUUCUAUCACUUUGGGGAUUCAUAAAAAUGUGUUAUAUCCAGUUACUAGUACAUGUGUGGCAAUUCGUUAGAUGAUACAAACCUCAUGCUUUCUAAUAAUGGUAGGAAUAUUUUUAUUUCCCAUUUUACCUGUCUGCCUACCUAACUUAAAGACUUGUAUGACCAAAGAAAUAAAUGAAUAUUUGCCCAUCUUCCUUGGGAAAUUUUAGUUAAAACUAUUAUUGAGAAUUUACAGAUUUGGCAUAUUAUUUUUGGAUGCAUAAUAUUAAUGUCCCAAUCACUACAGGUCAACAUUUAGAUGUGUUACACAGAGUUUUUUUUGGCAUAGUAUGCUGAAUAUAAUGGACUGGCUUUUUCUAAACUGUAAUUGCCUGAUAUAGGGUAAUAUGACACAGGGCUGGUAUGACACUCAAUAUGAAAGACAGGAUGCAGUAAAAGAUUUGCCUUCAGUGUUUAGACAGAAAACUCAUUUAUUCUUUCUUGAUUAUAUUUUAUAGGGCUAGAAUAUUUCCACUGGGUACUAUCCUUAAUUCUUGGUACACCCUGCUGCCACAUGCUGCCUCUGGGCAGAGAAUUCCACUUAAACUAGACUUUAACGGGCUCUUCUAGAAGAGGAUAAUAUCCUUCAUUUUCUUGUCUCUUUUAAUGGGGGAUGAGAAUCAGUUCAAUAAAAGAUCAUUUGGAAAAUAUGCAUUGACAUUUUAAAAUAAAAUGAGAGGAUUUUUUUUCCCCAAGACCUAGACCAAAUGAGUUUGAUAGAAGACACUACAGCUAAGGAGACGGAGUACAGAGAUAAUAUUUUGUAGCUCUCUCUUUCUUUCAAGAGCUGAAUGUUACUAAAAUAUUCUGCGUGAUUCUAUUAGUGCUAGUAGCAUUUGAAAGUGACAGAGUGAACACUGAUAUUUGGAAAAUUGAGAAUUUGGCUAUUUGGGUGUCACUUACCUAGACCAGUGGAAGAGCUUACAUUUCCAUGUGCUCUUUUUGAUUUAAAAAGUUUUAGUGCCCAGAUUUGGUUCCUUCAUUCACUCAAAUUACAGGACAGAAAGAUGCAUCUUGUUUUCGGAAUAAUUUAAUAACAAUUGUGAAUCCUGUGGUUCUCCAAAUAAGUGAUUCAACUUUCAUGUCAGUGUCAGUUUUGUGAAUAAGAAUUUGACAGCAAAAUCGAUUGGUUAGUUCUAACUGGGAAAUGCAUUGUAGAGAAAACAUUCAUUUUCCUGCUAAAUGUCAGAUGAAUGACAGAACAGCUAUGGACAUGUGCAUAGAAAGUAUUCUUGGGGAGAGGAGUUUUUGUGUGGGGCUCAUUUCUUGUGCACAAGAGUUCUACGGGUAAUGCUGAAUUUGAAAAGUGAGAUUGUGCUCAUAUCCAAAUAGGGGUUUGCUCAGAGUUCCUUCUCUAGGACAGUAUGCAGAAAGGCUGAGUACAUGUGUAUAUACGUAUACACACAAACACAAGUGUAAAACAAGUAACAAGAUUCUAUUCUGCUGUGCUCCUGAAAAACUGAUGGUUCACAUGAUAAAUUCUAAUUAAUAAUUUAAUACCAAACUUUAUCAUUUUAUUUAUUGCAGUUUUGCUGCAUGGGACUUUGCUUUCAUAAGCCUAUAGAGUAGAGAGUUUGUCCUAAUUUUCUGAUCUGGAACACAUUUAAUCACAUUUGAAUUUGCACCCAACAACCCUGGUGUGUUUACAUUUCAAAAGAACUAAAAUUGGCGUGGAAAAAAUUUUAGAAAUACUGUAACUUUUUUUUCCAUUAUUUUUCCCCAAAGGGAAAUAUUUCAAAAAGUGAAACAUAUGAGUAGGCACUUCAAAGAAGAGAUAAAAUAUUUUGUUUGUUUUUUGACUGACAUGCUAUAAAAAGGAUUAUAUUUGUGAAAGAAGAUACUGAUUGCCAAUAUUUCAAAUACCAUCUUGCAAUGUAUAGUUUUUAGUGAUAUCGUAGUACAAGUCUGUAAUUUGAACUUUUACUUUGGAAUGUAAAGUAGAAAAUAUUAGCUAUGUCAAUGAUAUCUUGCAAAGUGUCCCCAUUUAUAAUUAUUUAUAUUGUAAAUAGCUUUCUGAAGUAAAUUUGAAGUUAAUGUGCAUAAAAUGUAUUUAUUAUGUGAGGAAUUUUUUGGUUUAAAAUAUAGUUAUCAAUAUGUAA
Bubalus bubalis (water buffalo) is the source of this 7300-nucleotide messenger RNA. It is a transcript of the gene SIM1, whose product is annotated as SIM bHLH transcription factor 1. Bases 241 to 2541 code for a protein of 766 amino acids. NCBI's taxonomy places the organism in Eukaryota, Metazoa, Chordata, Mammalia, Artiodactyla, Bovidae. Gene Ontology annotation, molecular function: DNA-binding transcription factor activity, RNA polymerase II-specific; protein dimerization activity; RNA polymerase II transcription regulatory region sequence-specific DNA binding. The transcript is spliced from 11 exons. The record is from RefSeq and is a predicted model, not a curated record. Gene Ontology annotation, biological process: regulation of transcription by RNA polymerase II.